Molecule: messenger RNA, 2792 nt
Organism: Thamnophis sirtalis
Lineage: Eukaryota; Metazoa; Chordata; Lepidosauria; Squamata; Natricidae
Source: RefSeq, a predicted model, not a curated record
CUGCAGGAUGCGUCUCUGCCCUGCUGCCCCCCUCCAGCGCUGCCCCUUCAUGGUCCGUGCCCGGUUCAAAGCCUGGCUUGCCACCAGCCCCAUCUAGCCUCAUGCAGGAGGCCUUUGGAGGACACAGAGCCGCGGACAGGAAGGUGAAGAGCCUCCUCAUGUCAUGUCUGAAGGGGCAGCAGGUCAUCAUCAAAAUGGAGGCCAUGAAGAUCAUCCACCCUGAAAAGUUCUCGGAGCUGCAGAGCUCCCAGUCGCGCUAUGUCCCGGCCCCACGCCGGGACCCUCCCCUGGUUGCCAAGCGGGCCUGGCCCUCCGAUUCCGAGAUCAUCGUUAACCAGGCCUGUGGCGAUAUCCCAGCCUUAGACCACAACCCGGGGUCUCUGGGGCUGUCCCGGACCCCGCCCCUGCCCCGGCGAGAGCGGCUGUAUCCAGGGCAGCGCAAGGGCAGCUCCGACCUCUGCUUCCACCGCCAAGCCCCGGCCUCGGACGAGGUGAUCAUCAACCAGUACGUGCUGCACCCCUCCACUCCCUCCGAGCCCCUGGAGUGCCCCACCUGCGGCCACACCUACAACUUCACCAACAAACGCCCGCGCAUCCUCUCCUGCCUGCACUCAGUGUGCGAGGAAUGCCUGCAGAUCCUCUACGAGUCCUGCCCCAAGUACAAGUUCAUCUCCUGCCCCACAUGCAAGAGGGAGACGGUGCUCUUCACCGACUAUGGGUUGGCCGCCCUGGCGGUCAACACCAGCAUCCUCAACAGGCUGCCGGCAGAAGCGCUCUCGGCCAACCAGGCGCAGUGGAGUGGCGAGACCGACCGCAGCUGCUAUCAGACUUUCCGCCAAUACUGUGGGGCAGCCUGCACCUGCCACGUCCGGAACCCGCUCUCUUCAUGCGCCAUCAUGUAAGCUGCGUGUCCGCCCCUGCCCCGCUCUGCCCACCAUCUCCCGCCGGCCUCGGCAGUGGGAUUGUGUGAGGGAGAAGAGGGUGGCUUCCUUCUGCAGGUCCUGGGAGAUGCCCGACCGACUGGUCCUCCGCGAUGAGCAACUAUUUGGCAGGGGACGCCCCUGAAGUUGGGACGGCUGCUGCUUGAAGGAGAGGAAGUAAUCUUGGGCAGUCACUCCUGGUCGGGAGGGCCUGCUCCUGGCUGGGGCUGUCAGAAGAGCCACCAGGAAGCAUUGUGGAGAUCCGACCGCCCACUGCCCUCCCCUUCCAUCCGCCCCGCCCCCUUCCUCUGCGCAUCCCGAGAGACCCCCAAGCCGUGCUUGGCUUGGCUACUCAAGGGCUGGAUGUGGCCUCUUUCCUUUCAACUGACGGCUCAGCCCCGGUGGGGGAGAACAGGGCGCUUGUUGGGGGAAAACGAGCCAAGGCAGGACCCUGGAACAAUACAGAGACGAUGCCAGGCGGGGCCUGUGCUGGAAAACACGGCAGACGCCAGUUUUAAGUUAUUUGCCAAAGCUUCUGAUUCCGUGGCCAAGUGUUGUUAAGUCCACUCCAUGCUGCCAACUGAAGUCUGGUGGCAAACAGGAAUUUCCUAAAGAAUCGCCCCGUUUUCCUGAUACAAAUCCUUAAGGGAAGCGGAAAACAAGUGUACAUUUUUAAUCCUCGUUUUGGAGGAAGCGUUCCUCAGCACUGUUUCAGAAAUGCAUCUUAUUUGGGCCCUUGCUGCCGAAUAAAAGGGACCGAGAGGGCAGUGAUCCCUGGGUCGCGUCUCCUGGGGCGGAGGGAAAGGGGUGCCCCCUGGCAACGGAGGCUCUGGCAAGCAGCAGCGCCCUCCCACCCAGGACACGGAAUCUCCUCCUAGGAAAAGGAAGGUCCUCUUUUCCCUCUAGGGCGACUUCGGGAGCGGACAGGGUAUGGCCACUCCCCAGCUAUAGCCGGGCCCUGAUAACAACCCUGGUGUCCUUCCGUCCGUGGAAAAGCCCCCCCCCCCAGCUGAAGGGGCAGAGAGAAGGCGGCCGAUCCCCAGAAUGCCAUGACAGUAUCAGGCUGGAGGGAAGAGGAUGCCCACUUCCUCUGGCGGAGGCUGGUCUGGGAGGAAGUGCCCACCUUACAAAACAUUCUGUGCCAAGCUAGAAAGGAAAAGCCAUAACUUGACCUGACUCCAACCUGCCCCCGAGAAAAGGGGCUUUCCUUAGUGACCCAUCUCUUGAGGUUCUGUGGGUCCGGGAGAGCCGAGAUUUACAAUUCAGUUGCCCUGCAGUGGGGGUGGGGGUGGGGGCCUUUCUAGAAGUCAACCAGGAAGGCCGGCCACAGCUGGCAGUGGGCCACCAAGGGGCACCCCUGGGUCAAGCCGGGUUCAGAAUCUGGAGAAGCCGCAGCACGAGGAGGGCUGGGAGUGAGGCCUGCUGGGAGCCCAAAAGAUCCUCCAAAGGGGGACGUUGAGUCUUGCCAACCGGGGAUGCCCACGUCAGCCAAAGGGCAGAGCUGCCUUAGCCAGGCUCUUCUCGGCUUCGCUUCCACAGGGGCGGAGAGGAUGGGGAGCCAAGCCCCUCCUGAGUCCAUCUCAAGAGGAGCAGCUGAGGAAGGCAAAGUUCCUCGGUGGUGGCCUGGGCAUUUCCCCUCCCCCCAACCUCCCAGGAACACCUCGGGUCAGGAAAGGCCUGGCGUUGGCUUGGCCAAAGGCCCACAGCCGCUUGUCCCUUGGGUAGGUUGCCAAGCUUCACCCAAAGCCCAGGCGGAGAGGAAAGAAGGCGCUGCAGCCAUCAACCCAGAGAACAAGAUGGCUGACGAAGAAGAUCCUGUUUUAUACCUGGCGGUCUCGUUAACCCUCAGCCCAAUCUAAAUAAAGAAUGCUC